Messenger RNA from Ilex paraguariensis (yerba mate), 1917 nucleotides. The record is from the annotation of a GenBank genome assembly. Lineage: Eukaryota; Viridiplantae; Streptophyta; Magnoliopsida; Aquifoliales; Aquifoliaceae.
CGUCGGCAUUUUUUGUGACAUGACAAUUCGUUUUGACUGUUAGCAGCGUCAAUAUGUUGGCAUAUUACGAAUAAAGUUCAAUACGACGUCGUCUUAUUUGUACACGACGCCGUGCUCCAACUCUCUCUUCUGUAUCUCUCACACAUUAACCUUCACCACAGCGUUCACGCUACUGCCACAAGCCCAUCUAUCAACGAUGGCCACGAAGCUUCUAACAAGCAAACUCCGCCGCAUCAUCAUGAAACCCCGCUACCUCCGCCCUUUCUCCACCGCUACCGCCGUGGCGGAACCCUACCAAGAGGACACAUCCGGAGUUAGCAUGAAAGGCGUUAAAAUCUCCGGAAGACCACUGUACCUCGACAUGCAAGCCACCUCCCCAGUUGACCCUAGGGUUUUAGACGCUAUGCUCCCUUAUUACCUCUCCCGCUUCGGAAACCCCCAUUCCAGGACCCACCUCUACGGCUGGGAAUCGGACCAGGCCGUCGAGUCGGCACGGUCCCAAAUCGCCGCCUUAAUCAACGCCUCUGCUAAAGAAAUCAUCUUUACCUCCGGCGCCACCGAGUCCAACAACAUCUCCGUCAAAGGCGUCAUGAACUUUUAUCGAGACAAGAAACGUCACAUUAUCACCACCCAAACCGAGCACAAGUGCGUCCUCGAUUCAUGUCGCCAUCUCCAACAAGAAGGCUUCGACGCCACGUACCUCCCUGUUAGGGCCGAUGGUCUCGUCGAUUUAGAUGAACUCCGGGCCGCAAUUCGGCCCGAUACGGGCAUUGUAUCAGUCAUGAUGGUGAACAAUGAAAUUGGUGUGAUUCAACCGAUGGAGGAAAUUGGGAAAAUUUGCAGAGAAAUGAAUGUUCCUUUUCAUACUGAUGCGGCCCAGGGAUUAGGGAAAAUUCCGAUUGAUGUGGAGAAAAUGAAUAUCAGUUUGAUGUCGUUGAGUGGACACAAAAUUUACGGGCCGAAGGGAAUUGGAGCUUUGUACAUGAGACGGAGGCCGAGAAUUAGGGUUGAGCCACAAAUGAAUGGAGGUGGCCAAGAGAGGGGGAUUCGGAGUGGGACAGUCCCAACUCCGUUAGUUGUAGGGUUUGGGGCUGCUUGCGAAUUGGCGAUGAAGGAGUUGGAGUAUGAUGACAAGAGGAUUAGGGCUUUGCAAGAGAGGCUUUUGAAUGGGAUUAGAGAAAAGAUUGAUGGAGUGGUGGUGAAUGGGAGUGUGGAAAGUAGGUAUGCAGGGAAUUUGAACUUGUCGUUUGCAUAUGUAGAGGGGGAGAGCUUGUUGAUGGGGUUGAAGGAGGUGGCAGUGUCCAGUGGGAGUGCGUGCACGAGCGCAAGUUUGGAGCCAUCUUAUGUGUUGAGGGCAUUGGGGGUGGAUGAGGACAUGGCACAUACUUCGAUUAGGUAUGGGAUUGGGAGGUUUACGACUGAGGAGGAGAUUGAUCGGGCAGUGGAGCUGACUGUGCAGCAGGUUGAGAAGUUGAGGGAAAUGAGUCCGCUUUAUGAGAUGGUGAAGGAAGGGAUUGACAUCAAGAACAUACAAUGGACACAGCACUAGUUUGAUUUGAAUGAUCAGAAUGGUGUGAUUGUGACGAUAAUUGACUGAUAUGUAUGUGAAGUGGAGCUGCUCAAGAAUAUGGAGCGCUUAUGAAGUAACUUUUCAGGUUUUUCUUUUUUAGUUGCUCUGUAUGUGCUUUUAAGAUCUGUGUAGUUGCUCUACUGUUAAAUUUAGCUGUAGAUGGAUGUUUUCGAUGUCUACAUUGUGUUCCUGUAAUCUGUACAAAUGAUUUUGCUAGCAAUAUGGCAUAUUACGUUUUGGCAAUGGGAAUAAUUUGAUUAAGCUCUUGCUUUGGUUGUCAGCAUUCAUUCUACACUGUUGGUUUUUAUAUUUUCUUUUCUAACUAAUUUAUGUUUUGUAUUUGUGAG